This is a messenger RNA of Acomys russatus (golden spiny mouse), 1652 nucleotides long. It is a transcript of the gene Tubb2a, whose product is annotated as tubulin beta 2A class IIa. The record is from RefSeq and is a predicted model, not a curated record. Gene Ontology annotation, cellular component: cytoplasm; microtubule. The coding region runs from base 335 to 1456 and encodes 373 amino acids. The transcript has 3 exons. NCBI's taxonomy places the organism in Eukaryota, Metazoa, Chordata, Mammalia, Rodentia, Muridae. Gene Ontology annotation, biological process: neuron migration; microtubule cytoskeleton organization; mitotic cell cycle. Gene Ontology annotation, molecular function: GTPase activity; structural constituent of cytoskeleton; GTP binding.
CAGGCUCCUCCCAGCCCAGCAUCUGUGGUCACUAUAUGGCCAAUGCACUGCGCAUUUCCAAUACUCUGCAGCAGCUGCUGCCCAAACACAGAGAGGCCAGCAGCUCACUAGGCUCUUGCCUGCUGUCUGACCAAGACAGUUAGACCCUAAGCUGAUAUGAUUUUCUUCAUUUCAGUUUUGGGAGGUGAUAAGUGAUGAGCAUGGCAUCGACCCCACCGGCAGUUACCAUGGAGACAGUGACUUGCAGCUGGAGAGAAUCAAUGUGUACUACAAUGAAGCUGCUGGCAACAAGUAUGUACCUCGGGCCAUCCUGGUGGACCUGGAGCCAGGCACCAUGGACUCAGUGAGGUCGGGACCAUUCGGCCAGAUCUUCAGGCCAGACAACUUUGUGUUCGGCCAGAGUGGUGCAGGAAAUAACUGGGCAAAAGGCCACUACACAGAAGGUGCUGAGCUGGUGGACUCCGUCCUGGACGUGGUGAGGAAGGAGUCUGAAAGCUGUGACUGUCUCCAGGGCUUCCAGCUGACCCACUCACUGGGGGGAGGCACUGGCUCAGGCAUGGGGACCCUGCUCAUCAGCAAGAUCAGAGAGGAAUACCCAGACCGCAUCAUGAACACCUUCAGUGUCAUGCCCUCGCCCAAGGUCUCUGACACAGUGGUGGAGCCCUAUAAUGCCACCCUCUCCGUGCACCAGCUGGUGGAGAACACAGAUGAAACCUAUUCCAUCGACAACGAGGCCCUGUAUGACAUCUGCUUCCGCACCCUGAAGCUGACCACGCCCACCUAUGGGGAUCUCAACCACCUGGUGUCAGCCACCAUGAGUGGGGUGACCACCUGCCUGCGCUUCCCAGGCCAGCUGAACGCAGACCUGCGCAAGCUGGCUGUGAACAUGGUGCCCUUCCCACGCCUGCACUUCUUCAUGCCAGGCUUCGCACCUCUGACCAGCAGGGGCAGCCAGCAGUACCGAGCCCUGACGGUGCCCGAGCUCACCCAGCAGAUGUUCGACUCCAAGAACAUGAUGGCCGCCUGCGACCCCCGCCAUGGCCGCUACCUGACCGUGGCUGCCAUCUUCCGGGGCCGCAUGUCCAUGAAGGAAGUGGAUGAGCAGAUGCUCAACGUGCAGAACAAGAACAGCAGCUACUUCGUGGAGUGGAUCCCCAACAACGUGAAGACGGCCGUGUGUGACAUUCCUCCUCGAGGCCUCAAGAUGUCAGCCACCUUCAUUGGCAACAGCACUGCCAUCCAGGAGCUGUUCAAGCGCAUCUCGGAGCAGUUCACUGCCAUGUUCCGGCGCAAGGCUUUCCUGCACUGGUACACGGGAGAGGGCAUGGACGAGAUGGAGUUCACCGAGGCGGAGAGCAACAUGAAUGAUCUGGUGUCUGAGUACCAGCAGUACCAGGAUGCCACGGCUGAUGAGCAGGGCGAGUUUGAGGAGGAGGAGGGCGAGGAUGAGGCUUAAGAACUUCUUAGAUAACAUCCAUUGUGCACCCUUAGUGAACUUCUGUUGUUCUCCAGCAUGGUCUUUCUAUUUGUAAAUUAUGGUGCUCAGUUUGCCUCUGUCAGAAAUUCACUGUUGAUGUCAUAGUUUGAACCUCCUUUCAAGAUUACAGUAUUGUCUAAGAAAUCUAUACUAAUAAAAACGCAUGUGUAUAAAA